AAAAACGGAUGUGGCUAAUACUGUUACAACUUAAGCGAAAGUACGUUAUGACUGAAAAUAACAAUUCAGGACAGAUAAAAAUACACGGAUAAAUAUGAUACGCAGGUUUAGAUCAUGUAAUGUGAACAUAAAGCGAUUUGGACUUUUGGUUAUUUUGGGAUCUGUUUUGUUAACAUAUUCAUGGAUUUACGUGUUGCCUCACCAUACCGACGCCGAGUUAAAACCAUGCAAAAUAGAGAAAUUAAACCCAUGGGAUGACUCGCUAAAACAGUACAUUGUCGACCCACCGCCAUUAAAAUGCUCAAAGCGGCACCAGAUUAUGUUUGUUGACAGCGAAGGAUAUCUGCAAUUUAAUGAAACGGCAAUGAGCCUAAACAAACUUGAGAAAUCGUCAUUUAAAUGUGUGUAUAGUACUAUGAAAAGAGAAGAUGGAGAUGUGGAAGUGACAUUUAGACCGGAACAAACAUUUACGAUACCAGCGUUCAUAAAAAGUCACGUGUUUCGUGUAAAAUGCUCAAACCAAACGAACAAACUUGUAUACGAUUAUCUUCAUUUUAACCCAGUUUGGAAUGAUAAUGCAAAAAACAUAGAUCAAAUAGAAUCAGAAAGUGAAAACAAACUUAGUUUAAUAAUAUUUGGAAUAGACUCUGUUUCUAGAUCUCACGCGCUGCGAAAUCUUCCAAAAUCGUACAAAUUUCUUACAGAUGAAUUCAACAUGUACGAUUUCGAAGGCUAUAGCAAAGUUGGCGAAAAUACAUGGCCGAAUCUAGUCCCGCUUUUAACAGGAAAAUCUCAUAGAAGCUUUCCGUUAGAAAGUCAUUUACGACAUCAUGUUGAUUCUAUGCCAUUGGUGUGGAAAGAGGAAGUGAUGAAGCGUUUUGCUACAUACUUUGCCGAAGACAGGCCAGAUAUUUCUACAUUUAAUUUCGUGAAAAGUGGGUUUAAACAUGUGCCAACUGACUUCUAUUUCCGUCCAUAUACUCUAGGUAUGCAUAAGUUCGAGCCGAAGAUUAUUGACUUCUUAGGAAAACCGUCAUGGGAUUGUUACGGUGUUAAAAAUUAUUUUGAUAUACAAAUUGAUUAUUUAAAGGGCUUUUUGAAUAAAUAUAAGAAUAGAAGAAAAUUUGCAUAUUUCUGGAAUAAUCAAGUGUGCCACGAGCAGUUCACAACAUUAAGCAGAGGGGAUGAUUCUUUGUUAGAAUUUCUGAAGUGGAUGCAGACGACAAAUCAGACCAAGCAUGCAAUACUUGUCAUGAUAAGUGAUCACGGCUACCGUAUAGGCGGCGCUUCUUUGACCCAUACGGGCAGAGCUGAAAACAAUAAACCAUGGUUGAUGAUUCAUGUUCCAGAAUAUUUGAAACAAAAAUAUAAAUGGCUGCAUAAAACUUUGUCGGAAAACACACAAAGACUUACGACUCACUACGACAUGUAUCAGACCAUGUUUGACCUGGUCCACGAUGUUGCCUUCAAUGAACAAAUUACCAAACCUGUAAAAACUGAUCUUGUUCGAAGAAAUUUAUUCCAUUAUAUUCCAAUAGAAAGAACGUGCGCUGAUGCAGGUAUUGAAGAGAAAUAUUGUACAUGUAAGGAAAAAAUAAACAUAUCAACUUCAAGUGGAAUCGUUCAAGGCAUGGCUAAAUUUCUAGUUAAGGGAAUUAACGAAAUUUUGAAAAAGCAGCAAGACGUCUGCAGUGGUCUUGAUUUUUAUGACGUCACAGAAGCCUCGGUUUCGUAUUCUAACAGUGAUGAAGAUAAUAUUCCAAAAGGACAAAAGCAACCCGGAUUUUUUGAAAAGCUUUUUAAUAAAGAUAUAAAAGACAUUACAGGACGCUAUUAUAUACUUUUUCACACCAUACCCGGAUACGCAUAUUUCGAAGGAACUGUUGAUUUUUCAGAAAUUGGACCAGAAGGAGAAAGGAAUAAAAUGACAAUGAUAGGGGAACCAUCCCGACUAGAUAGAUAUGGUAACCAAUCUCAUUGUGUCAACGACUCAUUUCUAAGACUUUUUUGUUACUGUAAAGAUAAUAAACCUAGUAGAUGAUGAUCAUUCAUUUAUUUAUUUAUAAAGUAUUUGCCAGUUCACAUACAAACUUUGAUUUCUCAUAUUGCAGGAAAGAGAUUUUUUCGAAUAAAAAAACAAACAAUAUUUUAUCUCCCGAGUCAUUUCUACAUAUAACUGUGUAUUUUCUUCAAUAUUAUUGCAAGAGAACAAAACUACCGGUAUUUUCAUCCGGAUUUGAACACAAUUUAAACAUCUGUUUACUUUAAAACAAUAAGAGAAAUGUUUUAAAAUAUUAACGAUGUUUGAUAUUAACUAAUCUUGUUUGUACAUGGUUAUGUUUGCAUAUAUGUAUAUGUGCAGUCAGUUAAAACGGAGGUGAUUUUUAUACAUUAGAUUAAAACUUUUA
Molecule: messenger RNA, 2408 nt
Organism: Ruditapes philippinarum (Manila clam)
Lineage: Eukaryota; Metazoa; Mollusca; Bivalvia; Venerida; Veneridae
Exons: 1
Coding region: 95-2041 (648 amino acids)
Source: RefSeq, a predicted model, not a curated record